AUGCGCCGCGAGGUGAGGAGCACUAAUGAACCUCACAAGAUGCUAUUGUCUACCCGCGCCAGCUCCGUGCCCCGCAGCCACGAGGAGCUCAGCAAGAGCCUGCGCAAAACCGCCUCGCUCCUCAGCAGCAAUGUGGCCUCGGGGGCUGCCCGCAGAACUGUGCGAGUCUAUAAAGGCAACAGAAGCUUUGGCUUCACGCUACGUGGCCAUGCCCCGGUGUGGAUUGAGUCUGUGCUGCCCGGGAGCCCAGCAGAGAAGGCUGCCCUCAAGGCUGGAGACCGGAUCCUGUUCCUCAACGGCCUGGACAUGAGGAACUGCUCCCAUGACAAGGUGGUGUCGAUGCUGCAGGGCAGUGGGGCGAUGCCCACCUUGGUGGUGGAAGAGGGGAUCGUCAACUUCUCCAGUGACUCUGACGCUGCCGACUCCCCGAGCAGCUCCUCCGCACUCACCUCCCUGCAGUGGGUCGCAGACAUCCUCCCCUCUAGCAUCAAGAUCCAAGGACGGACCUUCACGCAGCAGCUGGAGCAUCUGCUGACCCCCCCUGAGCGCUACACGGUCUGCAAGGCGCUGGAAGGCUUCUUCCAACAUCGGAACAUUGACACUCUCAUUGUGGAUGUGUACCCGGUGCUGGACACACCAGCCAAGCAAGUCAUCUGGCAGUUUAUCUACCAGCUGCUGACCUAUGAGGAGCAGGAGCACUGCCAGCAAAAGAUUGCCAGGUUUCUUGGUUACAAGCCCUUGGCAG
Nestor notabilis (Kea) is the source of this 745-nucleotide messenger RNA. It is a transcript of the gene GRID2IP, whose product is annotated as glutamate receptor, ionotropic, delta 2 (Grid2) interacting protein. Lineage: Eukaryota; Metazoa; Chordata; Aves; Psittaciformes; Psittacidae. The transcript is spliced from 7 exons. Gene Ontology annotation, molecular function: protein binding. The annotation marks the transcript as partial. The record is from RefSeq and is a predicted model, not a curated record.